Molecule: messenger RNA, 1164 nt
Organism: Lizanozyma spartinae
Lineage: Eukaryota; Fungi; Ascomycota; Pichiomycetes; Serinales; Debaryomycetaceae
Product: acid phosphatase
Exons: 2
Coding region: 1-1164 (387 amino acids)
Molecular function (GO): phosphatase activity
Source: RefSeq, a predicted model, not a curated record
AUGGGAAAACCAACAUACAUUCUAUUAGUCAGACAUGGAGAGUCAGAGGGGAACUGUGAUAAGACAGUGAACGCAGUUGUUCCCAACCACAAAGUUGCAUUAACUCCCAGAGGUCACCAACAAGCAAAGGAAGCUGGAGAAGUGCUUCGAAACUUCUUACUACAACCAUGCUUCAAUAGCAAAUGUCCUAAUAACAAUAGAAAUCCUAGACUGGUAAUGUUCUAUACAUCGCCUUAUGUCAGGGCUCGUCAAACGUGCCAAAAUAUCAUCAACCAAAUCAAAGACGUUCCUGAAAUAUCAUACGAUAUCAAUGAAGAACCAAGAAUGAGAGAGCAAGACUUUGGUAACUUCCAAAGCACUCCUGAAGGAAUGGAGAAAAUAUGGACUGAAAGAGCUCAUUACGGUCAUUUCUUCUAUCGGAUUCCUCAUGGGGAAAGUGCGGCUGAUGUUUAUGAUCGUGUUGCAAGUUUCAAUGAGACUCUUUUCCGUCAGUUCCAACAAGAAGAUUUCCCUAAUGUUUUAGUUCUUGUUACACAUGGAAUAUGGGCACGGGUCUUCUUGAUGAAAUGGUUCAGGUGGAAAUACGAAGAGUUUGAAGCGUUGCGUAAUAUUCCUCAUUGCCAAUACUUAAUUAUGAAACGGAACGUUGAAACUCAUAAGUUCAGUCUUAAAACAAGGCUUUUGACAUGGGACGAUUUGGACGACGAAGAGAUGGAAGAAUUAAUUAAAAAAGAAACAGUGGACGAGGUAAGAUUCAACUCAAAGAAUAAAUUGGAGAAUCCUGAUGAUUUGGAUGUCACCUACAUUAUCCGAGCUCAAAGAGACGCAAUCAGAAAGGCAAGAUCUAAAGAUCAUCAAAUUAGAGAGGCAUUUAAUAGAGCUAUUUGUACUGAUCAUACCACUGCGUCACCUGCAACUCCCCUGAUUGAGGUGUUUGAAUCUCAAGGUGGAUUAGGUGUUGAUAAUCCAAAUACUCUUCGUAUUCUGAAGCAGUCUUGUCAUGAGCCACUUAUUAAUGGAAAUAAUGGACAAUCACUACCCCAAACCGGAACAGACAUGUCAACACUAAAUCAUAUAUUGUAUGGUAAGUUUGACCAAACGAAUCAAAGCACAUCAAACUCGGAGUUAGAUUUAAGCUGUGCGGCCAAUGCUGCAACUUUGUAA